ACUGAAGAAGAAUACAUCGAAUCUGGUCAUUGCAAAUCGUUUUCGGCAUGUGAGAUAAUUUACUUGUUCUCUGUAAUAUUGUAUAGAUUUGGAAUCGGGACAUUAUUUACUGCGGAGGAAAAUAUGCAGGUUUCUCGACUCAUUCCCUGACUAUGAGAAGGGAUUGAGUGACGAUUCGUUUAGCAACCUUGUGACCCAGCAUGGCCAGUGUGAGCCAGAAUACUAACUAGCCAGCCUGUUGUUCUUUCAAAUGCGAUGGAUAUAAUUUAUAUAACAAGUUGUCUGAUAAAGGAGAAAUAGCUUCUCAAUGGAUCAGGACAAAUCUAGCCCAUUCCCCUCCACCCUCCCGGAGUCCCCAGGUCAAACGUCUCCCGGGACCGCUUCACUGCUGGGUCUGGUUGACUGCAGGACAACACCGGGGCAAAGAGGAGAAGAAGAAGAGAAGGAAGAUGGAGAUUUGAUUUCAUUAAGUAAGAACCAUGGGGACAGCCCUAACCGUUGCUCUCUCAGCGGGAGAGGCUUGUCAUCUGGGGAGCCUCGACAACAUCGUGAUGCUGACAAGACAGAGAAGAGUCUCUCCAGAUCAGGACGUUUCAAUAAACACCGGCAUAGAGGUAUAGGGAAGAAACCUCACCACUGCUGCUUUGACUGGGGGAAGAGUUUAGCUAAACAGAAGGAAUUGAUCAUUUACCAGCGGCGUAACACUGGAGAGAAACCGUACCACUGCUCUCAGUGCGGGAAGAGUUUAGCUGCAUCUAAAACCUUAAAAUCUCAGAUAAUUCAUACAGGGGAGAGGCCUUACCCCUGCUUUGAUUGUGGGAUGACCUUCAGUCAAUCAAGGGCCCUGACAACACACCAACGCAUACACACAGGAGAGAAGCCUUACAGCUGUGAUCAGUGUGGGAAGAGCUUCAGGAACUCAGGACACCUGACUAGACACAAACGCAUACACACAGGAGAGAAGCCUUACAGCUGUGAUCAGUGUGGGAAGAGCUUCAGGAACUCAGGACACCUGACUAGACACAAACGCAUACACACAAGAGAGAAGCCUUACAGCUGUGAUCAGUGUGGAAAGAGCUUCAAUCAAUCAGGCGAUCUGACAACACACCAACGCAUACACACAGGAGAGAAGCCUUAUAGCUGUGAUCAGUGUGGGAAGAGCUUCAAGAACUCAGGACACCUGACUAGUCACAAACGCAUACACACAGGAGAGAAGCCUUAUAGCUGUGAAGAGUGUGGGAAGAGCUUUGCACUGUCCGGAACUCUGACUACACACAAACGCAUACACACAGGAGAGAAGCCUUAUAGCUGUGAUCAGUGUGGGAAGAGCUUCAAUCAUUCAGGAUCCCUGAUUACACAUCAAUACAUACACACAGGAGAGAAGCCUUAUAGCUGUGAUCAGUGUGGGAAGAGCUUCAAUCAUUCAGGAAAUCUGACUUCACACCAACGCUUACAUACAGGAGAGAAGCCUUAUAGCUGUAUUCAGUGUGGGAAGAGCUUCAGGAAGUCAGGACACCUGACUGAACACCAGUGCAAACACACAGGAGAGAAGCCUUAUAGCUGUGAUCAGUGUGGGAAGAGCUUCAAUCAUUCAGGAUCCCUGGUUACACACCAACGCAUACACACAGGAGAGAAGCCUUAUAGCUGUGAUCAGUGUGGGAAGAGCUUCAAUCAAUCAGGAGACCUGACUACACACCAACGCAUACACACAGGAGAGAAGCCUUAUAGCUGUUAUCAUUGUGGGAAGAGCUUCAGUAACUCAGGACACCUGACUGCACACCAGCGCACACACACAGGAGAGAAGCCUUAUAGCUGUGAUCAGUGUGGGAAGAGCUUCAAUCAAUCAGGAGUCCUGACUAAACACCAACGCAUACACACAGGAGAGAAGCCUUAUAGCUGUGAUCAGUGUGGGAAGAGCUUCAAUCAAUCAGGAUACCUAACUAUACACCAACGAAUACACACUGGAGAGAGACCUUAUAGCUGUGAUCAGUGUGGGAAGAGUUUUGCUCAAGAUUCCACCCUGACUGCACACCAACGCAUACACACAGGAGAGAAGCCUUAUAGCUGUGAUCAGUGUGGGAAGAGCUUCAAUCAAUCAGGAUCCCUAACUAUACACCAACGAAUACACACUGGAGAGAGACCUUAUAGCUGUGAUCAGUGUGGGAAGAGUUUUGCUCAAGAUUCCAGCCUGACUACACACCAGGUCACACACUGGAGAGAAACCUUACUCCUGUCUAUGUGGAAAGAGCUUUGCUCAUUCAGGGUCACUGAAAAAACACCAGAAAUCACAAACAUGUUUUAUUUUAUCUCCCUCCACUCCGGCACCGGUUCCAGAUCUCUAAAUACAGUUUCAUUAGAAAACAUCUUGUAAAGUCUUAUUACCAUGGUAACAUGUGUAGAUAAUAUGCAGCUCUGGAUCCAUAUGUAUCAAGCGUCUUGGAGUAGGAGUGCUGUGUGUGGUGGGGUGGGGGGGUUCAGAGCUGUAUCUUAUUUCAUCAACUCCUGUUAUCCAUUAAAUAACUGUAUAAUGUAGAAUAAUGUUUCAACAAUACUCUGUGUGUAUUCAUGUAUUCAAAAGAUUAAUAAUUAAAUCCAUUAUCU
Oncorhynchus mykiss (rainbow trout) is the source of this 2601-nucleotide messenger RNA. RefSeq lists its product as uncharacterized. Lineage: Eukaryota; Metazoa; Chordata; Actinopteri; Salmoniformes; Salmonidae. Gene Ontology annotation, biological process: regulation of transcription by RNA polymerase II. Gene Ontology annotation, cellular component: nucleus. Gene Ontology annotation, molecular function: RNA polymerase II cis-regulatory region sequence-specific DNA binding; DNA-binding transcription factor activity, RNA polymerase II-specific. The record is from RefSeq and is a predicted model, not a curated record.